AUGCGACCACCAAUACCCAUCAAUUUGAUUAUUCGCGCUUGCUUACUGUGUGUCGCCUUGCUAUCGCCAUUUGUUGCGACUGGAUCUCCUGAUUCCAAUCCAGUCCCCACUAUCACAACCGAUCGUGAUGAUAUCACCAUUUUACGAGCGCGGGCUGAGAAUCAGUUCUUGCUCCGGAUUAUGCCAUUGGGAGCAUCCAUCACCAAUGGAUAUCGUUCAACAGGACACAAUGGCUACCGGAACUGGAUCAGACAGCAGCUCCGUUACGAGGGCUGGGAUGUGGAGAUGGUCGGGAGUUUAAGGAAUGGCACGAUGAUUGACAAUUUCAAUGAGGGUCAUUUUGGCUUUAGAGUUGAUCAGCUAUCCAAAGAAGCUGUGAAAACUACCCCGCAACAGCCCAAUUUGAUCCUGCUCAACGCCGGCACCGACGACGCAUUACAAAAUCACCACGUUGGCACCACUGGAGUCCGAAUGAAUUCUCUUCUUGAUCUCCUCUUUGAGAAAGUUCCCAACACGACAAUCAUUCUCUCGACGCUGCUGCCAAACAAGAAAUCGCCACAAGUGGUCGAAUGGAUCAGCGACCAGUAUCGCGUGCUUGCUGCCAAGCGACGCAAAAGCGGCGAUCGAAUCGUUUUAGCCGACAUGAGCAGUUUUAUUAAAUUGGACGAAUUGGCCGAUGCAACUCACCCGACAGACGUUGGGUAUAAGAGAAUGGCAUCGGUGUGGUGGGCCGCAAUUGAAGAUGCAUUACAGGAGAACAUGAUCCAACGGUUCAAUUACACAAUCACAAACAAACUGGAAAAGGCCUUGGACAACAGUACCAGCAAUCCCAAUCUGCCUUCCUACACGGCCCCUCCCCAGCCUACAAAUACCAAUCAUGGAGUUCCCCGUUUUCCGCGAAGAAUAUCCCUAAUAGUGGGGAUUUUCCUUGUCCUUGUCAUGCAAUUUGACACUAUUCUUCAGUUUCCCUACCCAUUCACCAAAUCUCGAUCAGACUUUAAAUCCAUUGCGUAUUCUGCCCUUCAAAAUACCUUCGACCACUCGAUCAAAAAGCAACGAAAGAAGGAGGGUGAGCUAGAGCCGGCAGCUGCUAUGCUGGCGAAAAAGAAGAAGGUGAUGCUGUAG
Penicillium odoratum is the source of this 1125-nucleotide messenger RNA. RefSeq names its product putative esterase. The record is from RefSeq and is a predicted model, not a curated record. The transcript is spliced from 4 exons. The coding region runs from base 1 to 1125 and encodes 374 amino acids. Gene Ontology annotation, molecular function: phosphatidylcholine lysophospholipase A1 activity. NCBI's taxonomy places the organism in Eukaryota, Fungi, Ascomycota, Eurotiomycetes, Eurotiales, Aspergillaceae.